ACGCUUUUUGUGUCUCAGGAGUAUAGCCGCGCACUCAAACUGGACGAACUCAAAACCAGUCACCCGAUCGAAGUCGAAGUCAACAGCCCACAUGAAGUGGAGGAGAUAUUUGACGCUGUCUCCUACCAAAAAGGCGCUUCGGUUAUCCGAAUGUUGAAUGACUACCUUGGAGCCGAGGUUUUCAAAGCUGGUCUGCAACAAUAUAUUAAGAGACACCAGUAUUCUAACACGGUCACCGCGGAUCUGUGGCGAGCGUUGGCGGAGGUGAGUGGCCAGCCCGUGAAGGAGAUUAUGUCGACGUGGACCAAACAGACCGGCUAUCCAGUCCUCUCGGUUCGUACCCUUCCUAGCGCAGACGGCCAAUCUCUAAGCCUGGGCAUUAGUCAGACCCGCUUCCUUGGCGAUGGUGGAAAAGAAGGUAACGUCUAUCUCUCUCUCUCCGCCACAUAA
Molecule: messenger RNA, 450 nt
Organism: Dibothriocephalus latus
Lineage: Eukaryota; Metazoa; Platyhelminthes; Cestoda; Diphyllobothriidea; Diphyllobothriidae
Source: the annotation of a GenBank genome assembly